Molecule: messenger RNA, 1032 nt
Organism: Rubroshorea leprosula
Lineage: Eukaryota; Viridiplantae; Streptophyta; Magnoliopsida; Malvales; Dipterocarpaceae
Source: the annotation of a GenBank genome assembly
CGUCUGUCACUUCCGAGAAGUUCCUUGUUGAUUACUUCCUACCUUCAACCCCGUUAAGAAAUCAAAGUCUACAGUGCUGAAGGUCAAUCAGCCUCCAAAACCCAGGAAGAGAAUGAACGUCUUCAGUAAGAAACCCAAUCCCAAAGAGGCUCUUCGGGAGAGUAAGAGAGAUAUGGCGCAUGCCACAAGAGGGAUAGAGAAGGAAAUUGGGGCUCUGCAACUAGAAGAAAAAAAGCUUGUUGCUGAAAUUAAAAAAACUGCUAAAACAGGAAAUGAGGCUGCAACUAAAAUUCUAGCCCGGCAACUUAUUAGGCUUAGGCAGCAAAUAGCUAAAUUGCAGGGUAGUCGGGCUCAAAUGAGAGGCAUAGCAACUCAUACACAAGCAAUGCAUGCACAGUCUUCUGUUGCUGUUGGCAUGAAAGGUGCUAGCAAGGCUAUGGCGGCAAUGAACAAGCAAAUGAACCCUACACAGCAAGCGACAGUUAUACGUGAAUUUCAGAAACAGACAGCACAGAUGGACAUGACUAGUGAAAUGAUAUCUGAUGCCAUAGAUGAUGCCUUGGAUAAUGAUGAGGCUGAAGAAGAGACUGAAGAGCUAACUAAUCAGGUUCUAGAUGAAAUUGGUGUGGAUGUUGCAUCACAGUUGUCAGCAGCUCCAAAAGGUAGGAUUGCAGGGAAGAAAGCUGAGGAUGUUGGCAGUUCGGGUGUCAAUGAGCUCGAGAAGCGGUCGGCAGCUCUUAGAAAUUCUUGAGCUAAAAGGCUCAAUGUUGAAAAUUUUUCCUCUUAUCGAUAUUUACUCCUUUCUUUUUUGAUUCCAUCAAACAUGUGUACUGUAGAUAAUUUCAUUGCCAUUCAUGUUUUCAGAUGAUAUUACUAGUUCCAUGUAAUCUUUAUUCCUGAAUUGGGAUAAUUUGUAAUGGGAUGAUCUGUAUUCUGUGCUUUGCUUAUCAUCCCUUUGGUGGAAAAGUCAUAAAGCAGAAGCUUAAUAAGUAGUUCUAGGGUUUGGGAGCUAAAGAAAAUAUUCACAGGUUU